Messenger RNA from Diaporthe citri, 588 nucleotides. RefSeq lists its product as uncharacterized. The coding region runs from base 1 to 588 and encodes 195 amino acids. NCBI's taxonomy places the organism in Eukaryota, Fungi, Ascomycota, Sordariomycetes, Diaporthales, Diaporthaceae. The record is from RefSeq and is a predicted model, not a curated record. The transcript has 3 exons.
AUGAGUGACCGGAGCACUGAUCCAGGGCGGAGCCGCGCCGAACACGGUUCUAGCCGGCACGAACUCGGACUGGAUGACAGUGGCCAGAACCAGGAUUGGCGCCACCUCCCAGUCGCGUUGUCGGGAGGCUUGUCGGGCGUGGUGGCCUGCACCAGGCCGAGCCUGAAAAAGCCCGAGAGCCCCCUCGAGCUGUUUUGCCACGAGCAGCAGCGACACGAGCGCAUCGCAUUCAUGAUGCGCGGGGAUGACCACGUCUCCAACUGGCCGAUCGACGCGCACGGCACCACCCGCCAGGCACCAUUCGAGACGCAGGCAGAGGACUACCGCCAGCAUGAGGACAUUCUCAUGAAAGACUCCGGGGAGGCCGCCGCCCCGAAGAGCAAACACACGAGCUCACCUUUUCGAGUCGAGCUCGAGGUCAACGGUAGCGAUAACUCGGAGAACGACCCGCACCUUGAGGCGAUCAGAAUUGCAGCUCGCAUCAAGACUGAGAGGAUACAACGCAAAGGCCAGCGAGAGUGCCGCGAAGGCAGAGUGCGGAAGAAGAUACGAAUGGCGAAGAGGACGCAGCCAACCGAGCCUGGGUGA